This is a messenger RNA of Phialemonium atrogriseum, 165 nucleotides long. RefSeq lists its product as uncharacterized. The transcript has a single exon. The record is from RefSeq and is a predicted model, not a curated record. The coding region runs from base 1 to 165 and encodes 54 amino acids. NCBI's taxonomy places the organism in Eukaryota, Fungi, Ascomycota, Sordariomycetes, Cephalothecales, Cephalothecaceae.
AUGGCUGUGGCCAACAACUGCGCGCACUCUUUCAAGAUGAUCAAGUCGGACAACACGCUGAUCCAAUGGACGUGCAAUCUGUGCCACUCGGGACCGCACUGGUGGAUCUUCGAAUGCCGGUACUGCAAGCUCCACACAUGUCGUGCCUGCAUUCACAGUGCCUGA